Messenger RNA from Hypomesus transpacificus, 3387 nucleotides. It is a transcript of the gene snx9b, whose product is annotated as sorting nexin 9b. The transcript is spliced from 18 exons. Gene Ontology annotation, biological process: plasma membrane tubulation; mitotic cytokinesis; endosomal transport. The record is from RefSeq and is a predicted model, not a curated record. NCBI's taxonomy places the organism in Eukaryota, Metazoa, Chordata, Actinopteri, Osmeriformes, Osmeridae. Bases 346 to 2109 code for a protein of 587 amino acids. Gene Ontology annotation, cellular component: plasma membrane; cytoplasmic vesicle. Gene Ontology annotation, molecular function: phosphatidylinositol binding; protein binding.
UACUGGACUUGUCAGUGCCAGGCUUUCUUUCCGGUUUCGUACUCCCGGGGUACUAUACUGGACUCAAAAAGUCAUAACGACAGCGAAUUCCCCGGUAGAAACGUCGAAAUAAGAUUGAACUAGUAUAGUUUAUCGCAGUAUUUCUCGCCCUUAACUAUUCAAAGUUGAGGUUAAAGGGCAACCUGUAUUUAGUGAUGUAUUAAAAUUUGUAGGCUACUGCGGCGCAGCCCCCAAGAAGAAUUGCCUUGUUUUCGCCUAGUUGAGCAGCGGGGAAAUGUCAAGCUGAGGAUUUGAAAACCCUGAACCCUCUGGGCCGUUUUGUAAUGUUUGGUAAAGGCUACCAUAAUGGCAAACAAGGCGCAGGUUCUGUAUGACUUCACGGCUGAGGCCGGGAACAAUGAGCUCACGGUGAGAGAAGGAGAGACUGUCACCAUCACCAACCAGAGUAUCGGAGGAGGCUGGAUCGAAGCUCAGAACUCCAGAGGAGAGGUGGGACUGGUGCCAGAAGACUAUAUCGAGCUUGGUAAGCUUUCUUCAGGAGGAGGAAACGUAGGAAACGUAGGAAACGUAGCCGCUGCUGACUUGUCCUUCUUUGAUGCCUUUGCCCCUGCAGCAGCCAACCCCACACCACAGGCCAGCAAUGGGAAUGACCCCUGGUCCGUGUGGAACUCAGACGCUACUGGGGGCUCCUCCAACAACUGGGCGGCCAAGCCCGAGGGCACAGAGACGGGCAAGAAUGUUGCAGCGAAUCCCUGGAGCUCCGCUGCACAGGGCCACCCCCAGGCCUACCAAGGCCCAGGCGCUGAUGACGACGAGUGGGACGACGAGUGGGAUGAUGUCAAGUCGUCGGGAGGCUAUGCCGAGUCCGAGGGGGGGGAGGGCGGGGCCCUUCAGAGAGGCGGGGCCGGAGGCUCCUCCAUGAAAAUCUCCCUCAACAACAGGUUCCCCGGUUUCUCCAAGUCCGGCCCGGAGCUGUUCCUCCUCUGCAAGCAGCUGGCCAAGGGCAAAGACAAGCUUCUCAUCUAUAUGGGCGAGGUGGGUCCAGUGUGGGCGUACCCUGAGUCUCAGCUGGACUGCGUGGUGGCCGACCCCAAGAAGGGAACCAAGCUGUACGGGCUGAAGAGCUACAUCGAGUACCAGGUCACACCCAAUACCACAAACAGACCCGUCAAUCAUAGAUACAAGCACUUUGAUUGGCUGUACGAGAGGCUCCUGGACAAGUUUGGUUCGGCGAUCCCCAUUCCCUCACUACCGGACAAGCAGGUGACAGGUCGCUUUGAUGAGGAGUUCAUUAAGAUGCGCAUGGAGAGGUUGCAGGGUUGGAUGAUCAGGAUGUGUCGACACCCCGUGGUCUCCAACAGCGACGUCUUCCAGCUCUUCCUCAACUACAAGGACGAGAAGGACUGGAAAACGGGCAAGAGAAAAGCAGAGAAGGACGAGGUGGUGGGAGUGAUGAUCUUCUCCACGAUAGAACCCGAAGCACCCGACCUGGAACCCCCCGACGUGGAGCAGAAGUGCGAACAGUUCAGCAGGUUCACCAGAGCCAUGGAUGAUGGCGUGAAGGAGAUCCUCACCGUGGGCCAGGAGCAUUGGAAGAGAUGCACAGGACCUUUGCCAAAGGAGUACCAGCGCAUUGGCAAGGCCUUCCAAAAUCUCUCCUCGGUCUUUACGAGCAGUGGAUACCAAGGAGAGGCUACCCUUACCGACGCCAUGACGGCAGCAGGAAAGACCUACGAGGAGAUCGCUCAGAUGGUGGCAGAGCAGCCCAGGAAAGACCUACACUUCCUCAUGGAGACAAACAACGAGUACAAGGGCCUCCUGGGAUGUUUCCCCGACACCAUAGGAGUACACAAGGCUGCCAUAGAGAAGGUGAAGGAGGGAGACAGGCUGGUGGCCACAAGCAAAAUCACCCCUCAGGAGAAAGUCACCAUGUCUAAACGUGUCAGCACCAUGUCUUAUGCACUACAAGCCGAGAUGAACCACUUCCAUAGCAACCGUAUCUACGACUACAACAGGGUGAUGCAGCAGUACUUGGAGGAGCAAGUAAAGUUCUACGAGACUAUUGCCGAGAAACUGAGGCAAGCUCACAGUCAGUUUACCACCAUGUAGGCCUCCCCUGGGACCCCCAUGCUGCCCCUCCCGGCUCCAGCCAUCCAACACUUCUCUCUAUCUCUCCCUAGCCCCACACCCCACCCCCUUCGCUUUCUCCUGUACAUGUACCAUGUCUCCCAUUCAUGAACUGCCAUCGCAAGCUCUUAGAAACAGCGUGUAACUGUUUAUCUCCAACAGUCGCCGAAAGUAAACCGUGUCCAAACAGUUGACUAGUGUUAGUCAGCAGGGUCUGGGACUCUGACAUGGUUCCACUCUUCCCCGCGCAGGCCUCGUUCUGGAGCGCCAGCUUGGUCCCGUGUGAGUCAGUGAGCCCAAAGCUCAAGCAGAACGUCCGCCUGGGUGCCGCCUGUCGUACUGCCCUCAGCCUGCUCCAUGGCAUGGACCUCAUGCUCGCGUCUCCACAGGAAAUGAGUCGGUUCAAAGAAUGGAAACGAAGAGCAUUCGGUCGUUUACAAUGCAGCAUGUGCCAGGGUGCUCUCAUCAAUGAAGCCUUAAGAGAGAGAGGCUGUGUGUGUUCGAGCCCCUUGACUGUUAGUGUGUCUGAGCACUGCUGGCAGUGAGCUCCCUCCGUUUCCUCUUUACUUCCUGAAUCGCUUACAGGAAGCUCCACCCACUUCCUGUCAAUGUGCCUUGUCCGUUUUCUGAGCAAAAUAGAACUGCAUGCUUUGCUCGUUUCCCCCCAUCCUGUACUCGAUGACGCAUCACUUUGCUGUUGAAGACAGGAAAUCCAAAGGCAGACUUCUGCUUGUGACUAGCAGGAAACGAUGAGGUAUUUGAGCUAGCAUGCUUUCUAUAUUGAAGCCAAAACAUCAGCGAAACCAACGCCUUCCACACAACCAGUGCCAAACACAAUGGCUCCAUCCCAAUACUUGUACGCAACCCUGUGCUCUCCUUUCCUUCCACGCCACACAGAGAGCACUGGUACUUUCAGCUGCGUUUUACAUGUCAGCACUUAGGAAGGAAAGGAAGACAGGAAGAGAGCGCCGUUCAGAUGGCUGGGUUUGGGUCCAUGUUUUCAACCAGGUUUCUCUGUCACCUUUGCUUUGCUUCCUCCUGUCCUAUCACAGUGCAAUCUUCAAUCAUUCUCUAAUCUCACCCUUUUUAUGUCACAUUGUAAACACAAAAUAUACAUUAUAUAUAUAUAUAUUCUUUUGGAUGCAUGUGCUUUGGGUUGUUGAGAUACUAUUUUAUGUAUAGAAAAAUUUGCAAUAUAUUUGUCACCCUGAAAAAGGAAAGAAAUUCUUUUUGAUUUAAUAAACUCUGAUUUAUACUCUA